Molecule: messenger RNA, 1383 nt
Organism: Colletotrichum karsti
Lineage: Eukaryota; Fungi; Ascomycota; Sordariomycetes; Glomerellales; Glomerellaceae
Product: nicotinate phosphoribosyltransferase
Exons: 3
Coding region: 1-1383 (460 amino acids)
Biological process (GO): NAD+ biosynthetic process
Molecular function (GO): nicotinate phosphoribosyltransferase activity
Source: RefSeq, a predicted model, not a curated record
AUGGAUUUCAACAGCUCCUCGCCCUUCCCGGAGGGCGUCAUAUCCUUCCUGGAUACUGACCUCUACAAGCUGACGAUGCAAUGCGCCGUCUUCAAAUUCUUCAAGGACGUCCCCGUUACAUACGCCUUCACGAACCGCACCCCCGAGAAGAAGCUGUCGAGAGCCGCCUUCAACUGGCUGCAGGAACAGAUCCGAAAACUCGGCAACAUCUCCCUCUCCGACGAGGAAUACCGCUUCCUCAAGUCCCACUGCCCCUACCUGACCGCCGAGUACGUCGACUUCCUCAAGGAGUUCCGCCUGCACCCGAGCAAGCAGGCCAUCGCGACCUUUCACCCCGUCGCCGAGGACACCGGCGCCGACUCCGACAUUGGCGACCUGCACGUCGAGAUCAAGGGGACGUGGCUCGAGACCAUCCUCUACGAGAUCCCCCUGCUCGCCCUCACCUCCGAGGCCUACUUCCGCUUCAUGGACACCGAUUGGAGCUACGAGGGCCAGGAGGAGCUGGCCUUCGACAAGGGCCUGCGCUUGCUCGAGGCCGGCUGCACCUUCUCCGAGUUCGGAACCAGACGGCGCCGCGACUACCACACCCAGGCCCUCGUCUUCCGCGGCCUGGUCAAGGCCAGCAAGGAGGCGGAGAAGAAGGGCCUGCCGGGCAAGCUCAGCGGGACCAGCAACGUCCACCUGGCCAUGCGUUUCGGCAUCCCGCCCGUCGGCACCGUCGCGCACGAGUGGUUCAUGGGCAUUGCCGCCAUCCACGACGAUUACAAGGCCGCGACGGAGCUCGCGCUGCGGUACUGGGUCGGGUGCUUCGGGGGCCAGCUCGGCAUCGCCCUGACCGACACCUUUGGCACGCAGGAGUUCCUGAGGUCGUUCAGCCAGCCGGUGCACGCACUGGACGGCGACGACAGCAAGUUCAAGAAGGCCGACGGCACGACGCAGACCUACGCCGAGCUGUUCCAGGGCGUGAGGCAAGACUCGGGCGACCCGGCGGACUACGUCAAGAUGCUGCGUCAGUACUACGACAGCCAGGGCAUCAAGGACAAGAAGACGAUGGUCUUCUCCGACUCGCUCGACAUCGAGAAGUGUCUGCAGUACAAGGCCAUUUCCGAGGAGGCCGGCUUCACGCCGACGUUCGGUGUCGGCACUUUCCUCACCAACGACUUCAAGCACCUCAAGACAGGCACCAAGUCCGUGCCGCUGAACAUUGUCAUCAAGCUGAGCUCCGCCAACGGAAAGCCCGCCAUCAAGAUCAGCGACAACAUCGGCAAGAACACCGGUGACAAGAACACCGUCGAAAAAGUCAAGAGCCAGAUUGGCUACGUCGAGAAGGAGUGGAAGGGCGGCGACGAGACCCAGAGAUGGGGCAAGGAGGAGAAGGCAUAG